Molecule: messenger RNA, 1644 nt
Organism: Oreochromis niloticus (Nile tilapia)
Lineage: Eukaryota; Metazoa; Chordata; Actinopteri; Cichliformes; Cichlidae
Gene: mvb12bb
Product: multivesicular body subunit 12Bb
Exons: 10
Coding region: 161-898 (245 amino acids)
Biological process (GO): viral budding; virus maturation; regulation of epidermal growth factor receptor signaling pathway
Cellular component (GO): ESCRT I complex; late endosome
Source: RefSeq, a predicted model, not a curated record
UUAUAACACAAGAUGCAUGUUGGACGUUAACUAGAGCUGUGUUUGCGUCACACCACUCUCGGUAAAGCAGUUGUAACUGGGCACUUGUAAAUAAGCGCUUUCGAGAUGGAUACAGGAUAAAGCUAAAACUCUUUAAACCCUAGAAAAACCAAGCUUCGACAUGUCUGAAGUCAGCAGCCAGCUUCCCAUAGAUCCCAUCACUGCAGUUGGAGUAGUGUCUUCACCCAGCAAGGCCCCUGAUGGCUACUAUGUUGUUGCACAAACAACAGAUGGCUCUGACGCCGACCUGAGGAAGGUCGGCUUAUUCAAAUCCAAGGUCACUCGCUACCUCUGUUUCACCAGGAAAACUGGGCCCGAUGUUGUCGUGGACAUGAAGCUGACUGAUAUUAAAGACGCCCUGCCAGCGUCGUUCACACCUGUGCAAGAAACAAUGGACAGAAAGGAAGCUGCCAUGAGGAAGAGGAGGCUCUGUGUGAAAAUGAGCCCUCGUGAGGAUGCGAAGACAGCUGUAUGUGACAUCCAGAUCACGGCAAAGUCCAAGACCCAUCUUGUUAACUACACCUGUGUAGGCGAAUUAAACAACAUGGGAAUAUGGUAUCGGUUGGGAGAUGUUCGCCAGCAUCAGUCAUCGAGAGUCACGUCCGGCAGGGUCGAAAGCGACGCCCGACCCGGCACACUGAGGAACUUCAGCAAGAUUUACUCUGAGCGUCACGGCACUGGACUCUACACCAUGACAGCUUUGGAUGAUGUGCCCUUUGUGGUCUCUGAGAAGUUUUCGCAAAAAAUCCCCAAAGAGAUGCAGCAAGUCAAUUUAAUGGGCAUUACGAUCAAAUCCCUGGCAGACAUCGAGGAGGAAUUUCAGUACAACUUCAGCACAGAGCGAAGCAUUGUUCUGUAACUUGUCAUCGAGCCUCGUCUCAGCUGACAGAGUCGCAGCGACCGAGAGAGUACAGACGGACAAAGGGGAUUAUUCAGAACAAUCAUGAACUAUCAAAUUACACCACAAUUUUGCAUUGUGUAAUUUAAAAAAGGGAAAAAAAUAGCCCUUAUGGAGAUACUGGGAUGAUGGAUUGUAUUUAAAUAAUUCAAUACUUUGAAUAUUUUAAAUAGUUGCUACAACUGUGCACAAUUAAAUUUGACAAAAUAAUUUAUUUUUCAUGAAGGUUACUUUUCUAAAUUUGCAUUUUGUCUUAUUUCACCCAUCACGUUCAAAGUUAAUCUUUUCUAAUUGGUAUUCCUGAAUAGAUUCAUUCAUAAAAGUAUGUUAGCUGUGACUCACAUAUUGCUCAUCAGGGUAACGGGUACAUGCUGACAGUAAGUAGCAGUCGGAGUGGAACAGAGAGGCAGCUUCAUCACACACGAAAAGGCCAGUCUAACGUUCAUUUCCCAGCAGAAGCAUCUUUCCGUCAAGAGGUUUAUCAUGAGCAGCAUGCUGCAAGAAUGAGCAGAGCCUUGGGACACGGGAGCGCUUACCCCAGGCGCCCACCCACGUCAGCAGUGACUCCUCCACUGAGUCACCGAGAACAGUUUCAGAUGCCAUAUAUAUUCACCCAGCUACAGUUUGCUACAGGAAAUUGGUUAGGAAAAUCAAUAUGAGGGUUUUAUAAAGCUGAUUUUCAAAUAUUGUAAUAUUUAUUUGCACAA